ACAUCUCUGUUUCUCUCUACCCAAUCUUCCCCUCCCCACUGUAUUAUGUACAGUGACGACACAAUCAAGUCGGGUCUUCUCCGACAACCACACACAACGGUUAAUGCAAAUCACUCUUCCACUCUUACCCCCCACCACCAUAGCCUAGCCUAGUCAACGACACUUACUCGUCACUCUUCAUUCUAAUCUCCCACAGCCGAGCAUGAAGCGGGAUCAGCUCUCCGAAUGCGGCGGUUGCGGCGCCCCGGAGCGCUUCUUCCUCCACAACCUCCGCCACAGGGCCAGCUACCGACGCCUCUGCACCAACUGCGUCCUCAAGAACCACCAGGGCCUUUUUUGCCCCAUUUGCCUCGAAGUCUUCAACGAGCCCCCUCCCCCUCAUCAACGCCUCAUCUGCCUCAAAUGCCCUUCCAUUUCACACCUCUCCUGCCCUUCCUCUCAUCUCUCCCAAUCCUUCACUUGUCCCCUUUGUUCCAACCCUAAUUUCUCUUUCUUCAGUCUCGCCGAUGAGAAACCCAAGUCAACGCCCGAUAAUCCCCAAGGAUCUACACCCGAAGAAGACGGCGACGACGACGCCGGCGGGAAAAACGACGACAAGACGUCGACGAAAACGAGGGUUAUAAACAAGGAAGCUGCCAAAGCGCUUCUAGCUGCUGCUAAGAUUGCCGCUGUCUCUAUGACCAAAGCUGCCGCCGUUGCUAAAUUAGAGGCUGAACGGAGAGUCAAGAAGCUACUUUGGCGAAGAAGAGAGCCAAGAGGCUCUUGAGAGACUCGCCUGUUAGUCCGUAAGGACAAUGAUAGACAUAAGUCGUCACUUAUAAGCACUCUGAAAUCUAAAGCUGAUGCCGCCGUUUCCGCUGCCACCACCAAAACCAACUCUUUAUCUCUUCCAUCUCAUAUUCCUGAAAAGGGAAAUAAUGGAUCGUUUUCUGUUUCUGCUGCUAAUGUUCCCAAGUUGCACCGUCAACAUAGCACUCAUGGUAUGCCUAAUUGACCCAUUUCCCAUCGGUGAUUCCGACAAUCUCUGUAAACUGUUUGUUUUUGUUGGUAAUUUUAGGCUGAUGUUUAUGGAACCAUAUGUUAAAUCUUUGUAGAGAAUAGUCUGUUUAUUUGGACUCAGCUCUUUGUUUGCAUUCAAUUGUAGCUUUCCCUUCUGCCCUGUAUGUAUUUUCAUGAGUUCAUUGUUUAUGUUCAUUU
Molecule: messenger RNA, 1197 nt
Organism: Hibiscus syriacus
Lineage: Eukaryota; Viridiplantae; Streptophyta; Magnoliopsida; Malvales; Malvaceae
Exons: 1
Coding region: 203-766 (187 amino acids)
Source: RefSeq, a predicted model, not a curated record